AUGGCUAUGCAAUUGACAGAGCUGGCGGAGCAACUCGUUACGAUCCGCCACAACUUGGAUCCUAAACACGGAGAUAUUCCGGACGCGGACGAAUUGGAGGCCACAAGGCUGGCCCUGAGCCAGCUCUCAGAUCACGCCAACGCCUUAAUGAACACGCAAACAAGCCGAUUAAUCAGGGGUAUUUUGCCUCUCCUCACGGAAAAGAACGAGCUCCUCCGGGAGCUAAUCGAAUAUUGGCAGAGAAUACUGGCCGAUCCUGGUCGCCCAGGGGGCCAUGCAAUAAAACUCGGGGCUCUGAAAGAUGCUUUACCGAAGCUAGAGGAGAAGGUGGACGAAUUCAAGAGUCGCCUGACGGAAUAUAACACGCUUUGCGAUGAAUACGACCGGUUCGGCACGGAGCUUCGUGGUGCAUUGGAACAACUCGAGCACCAGGCGCAUCAGCUCCAGAAUGCAUUAUAA
This is a messenger RNA of Beauveria bassiana ARSEF 2860, 459 nucleotides long. RefSeq lists its product as uncharacterized. Bases 1 to 459 code for a protein of 152 amino acids. The transcript has a single exon. NCBI's taxonomy places the organism in Eukaryota, Fungi, Ascomycota, Sordariomycetes, Hypocreales, Cordycipitaceae. The record is from RefSeq and is a predicted model, not a curated record.